Messenger RNA from Macrosiphum euphorbiae (potato aphid), 207 nucleotides. Lineage: Eukaryota; Metazoa; Arthropoda; Insecta; Hemiptera; Aphididae. The record is from the annotation of a GenBank genome assembly.
AUGAAUCGUAACUUGUCUUUGUUUCUUUUGGUCGUCGCAGUGGUUUUGCUGGUGGCAGCCACAACGAUCGAUGCAGAGUGUCGCUGGCUCGACUGCCAUGCACAUUCGGCCGGAGACUGGUGCAACAUUCUUGGACCCGGCUGGAAGGUGAAGAAUUGGAGACGGUGUAACGGUUUGCUGGGAAAAUCUGAACACUGCUGCAAAUAA